GAGAGAGAGAAAAUCAGAAAACCUAAGAGCAUUAAGCAAAAGUGAAUCAGAGAAGACUCAGGAACAAGAAGAAGAUGGGAUUGUUCUCCAACAAGAUCUCCAGAGAUGAGCUCAAAGCCGGAGAUCACAUCUAUUCAUGGCGAUCUUACAUCUACUCCCAUCACGGAAUCUAUGUAGGCGACGGUAAAGUCAUUCACUUUACUCGUCGAGGUGGUCUUGAGAUCGGAACCGGUACUUAUCUGGACAACAUCAUCCAGAUCUCAGUUCCUCGUCACGGAGACAACCCUUGUCCUAAUUGCGGAGAUCAAUCGAUUCUCGACGGCGUAAUCUCUUCUUGUCUUGACUGCUUUCUCGCCGGGGGAAGCCUCUACCUCUUCCAGUACGAUGUCUCCAAGGCUAUCCUUGUGGCCAAACAGCGAGGCGGUACCUGCACUACAGCACCUUCAGAUCCUCCUGAAGAAGUCGUUCACCGCGCUAAGUGCCUUUUAUGGAGUAAUGGGUUUGGUGAGUACCAUCUCUUGGACAACAACUGUGAGGAUUUUGCUAUCCAUUGCAAGACUGGUCUGCUUGUUUUUUCGGUCACCAAGUCUGGGAGCAGCAGCCAAGUCAACGCGGUGUGUGCAGCAGGUGGUGUUGCUUCUUUGGCACUCAGGUAUUUAGGGGUGGGAAGGACUGCUGGUCAAGCGGCUUCGUUGGCGGUGUCUCCAGCUACGGUGGUUUCUGCUGCAACCAGGGCUGUUACGAUGACGCUUGGACUUGUGACUACUGGUUUUGCAGCCGUGGCUGUGGCGGGAUACAGUAAUUACUGUAUCGGUCGUGUGGCUUACGACGUUGGUGUGAGAAAGGAUGUUCGCAAAGUCCCUGUGGAAGAGCUUGCUACACUUAUGGCAGUUCGCAAUAUAUUGGACAAUACCAACAGCGACAAAAACAAGUAGUGGAAAAUUAUUUAACCACUUGUUUCAUGGAUUGUUGAUGAGUCAUUGACUUUACUUCUGCUUUGUUUGUAUUGUGUAAACUGUAUUUUUAACUAUUUGUGGAAAUGGCAAAUACAGUCAAAACAAUAUUUAUUACU
Messenger RNA from Brassica oleracea var. oleracea, 1072 nucleotides. RefSeq lists its product as uncharacterized. The transcript has 2 exons. The record is from RefSeq and is a predicted model, not a curated record. NCBI's taxonomy places the organism in Eukaryota, Viridiplantae, Streptophyta, Magnoliopsida, Brassicales, Brassicaceae. The coding region runs from base 75 to 935 and encodes 286 amino acids.